GAAUUGGAAGGCGCUGCAUGUGUGAAAACCCGUGUGUGUUGCAUUUGUCGGUUGUGCUUCAAGUUGUUGUUGCAUAACAACUGCCAACUUUAACGCAUAACAUACGACAUUCGCGCUUCGUAGAAGACGCAACUGACAACUGAAGCAACAGGAGUGCCGCCAGGCUACCCCAUUUUACAAACGGUCAGUUCGAUUGAGGCGUUUGUCAAUUAAGCCGCAAUUGCUUCCAAAUUGAUUGGCAAUUAAUGCUAUGAUUUCAGAGUCGUUCAUUUACUAUUAACGCUCACUGUCCUGGUUAAUGUUGCAGACGUAGCGCCUAUCUAAUCUCGAAAUCGCUUAUUGAUCAUAAAUUUAGAGAAAUCACCGCUCCGUCUAAAAUGAGUAAUUUCAACGCCGGCCAAACCUGCUGUAGCAAUGAACGGUGUGUUGCAGUCUACGCCGUGAUCCCAACGCUGGAAGACACCGGCACGAACUUUGACAGACGUAAAACAUCUCCCAACGAGCAACAGAGUGCAUUACUAAGCUGGCGCCAUAUGGGCAAGAAAAUGGAGGACAAGUUUGGAACUGCUCUUAAAAAACACAGCCUGAUUGUUGAUUUGCUUUCAAUUUUUUUUGGUAUUGGCACCUGGCUAGUCGUAAAUGGCAGUUUCAUACAACUGCCGUUGUUGGUGGAAGAUGCACCGGAGGGCUGGAGUCUUCCAUCCUAUCUUAGUGUUAUGGUCCAGAUUGGAAACCUUGGACCGUUGCUAUACACGGUUAUACAAAAGUUUUCACCACACAAACUGAAUGAUGGCUUGACUAUUCACGGAGUGCUGCUCAUCGGCACCACCUCUUGCCUGCUCACGGCCUUCUUUUACAAUAAGACGGCGAAUGUGGCAGGAUCAGAGCACAGUCUGGCACUCUUCAUUCUGACAGUGUUUACGGCGAUAAAUGCCUGCACUAGUUCUGUACUGUUCAUGCCUUACAUGGGCAGGUUUAAGGAAAAGUAUCUGGUGACUUAUUUCAUUGGUGAGGGGUGCAGCGGUCUUCUACCGAGUGUAGUGGCAUUAGUGCAGGGCAUCGGUGACAUCCAGGAAUGCGUACUGGUUAACGUGACAGAGACAGGCGAACCAAUCUACGAGCGCCAAAAGUCACCACCGCUCUUCAGCACCGGGACAUUCUUCCUCAUACUUUUCGGACUGAUGGUGCUCAGCUAUAUUGGAUAUAUCCUGCUUAGCACACUGAAGUUAGCAAAAAGAGAAUAUGCUCAGGUCACAGUGUCAGAGGGCAAUAAGUAUGUCUACGACGCUGGUCAGCCAGAUGGGACUACGAAUGCCCCAAAAGACAGCAGUGUGGGACAACUAGUGGGUGUUCAGUAUUGGAGUCUGCUCCUACUUAUGGGAGUUAUUUCAUUUUUUAGCAACGGAAUGUUCGGUAGCAUUCAGUCAUAUUCUAGUGCGCCGUAUGGUAGUCGCGCCUACCAUUUGGCCGCAACAUUAAGCGUCAUUGCCAAUCCAGUGGCCUGCUUCAUGGCUAUGUUCCUACAUUUCACAUCAUUGCGGAUCAUAUCAGUACUAUCUGGACUUUCGGCAUUGCUUACCUUCUAUGUCUUCACUACUGCUGUUCUAAGUCCUUUCCCACCUUUACAUGGCGAGACUAUUGGAGAAGUACUAAUUGUGAUGACUUGGACACUGCUUGUUGGCCUGGUUAGCUAUACAAAGCUUGGAAUCACGACGAUCAUGCGCGCACAGGGGGGACAAUCAUUAGUCUGGGUCGGUGGCAUUACUCAAAUUGGCUCCGCGUUUGGAUCGGUCUUGAUUUUUUUUGUCAUCAACUACACACGCACUUUUCAAGCAGCUCCAUCUACUUGCUGACCAUAGAAUAAUUUAGAGUAGGAUUCUGAAUAAUGAUGCGAAUUGUGCAGUUUGAUUCAAUCAUGGAUUUUGUUGCAUAGUCUACUAGCGUCUUGAAUUUCAACUAGAAUUUGUUGAAUGUAUUUUGUAAGCGUUUCUAUA
Molecule: messenger RNA, 1994 nt
Organism: Scaptodrosophila lebanonensis
Lineage: Eukaryota; Metazoa; Arthropoda; Insecta; Diptera; Drosophilidae
Product: solute carrier family 52, riboflavin transporter, member 3-A
Exons: 4
Coding region: 378-1853 (491 amino acids)
Biological process (GO): riboflavin transport
Cellular component (GO): plasma membrane
Molecular function (GO): riboflavin transmembrane transporter activity
Source: RefSeq, a predicted model, not a curated record